Molecule: messenger RNA, 3460 nt
Organism: Brienomyrus brachyistius
Lineage: Eukaryota; Metazoa; Chordata; Actinopteri; Osteoglossiformes; Mormyridae
Product: prolactin regulatory element-binding protein-like
Exons: 10
Coding region: 193-1461 (422 amino acids)
Biological process (GO): protein secretion
Cellular component (GO): endoplasmic reticulum membrane
Molecular function (GO): protein binding; GTPase activator activity; guanyl-nucleotide exchange factor activity
Source: RefSeq, a predicted model, not a curated record
UUGCGUCAUCGCGUACCGGGAACGCUGACGUGUAAUCGCGGAAGUGAGCCUGGUGCCUUCGUUUUGUCCACUUGGUGACAGUUCAUAAUGGAAAGAUUUGCAGUUUUACACUGAAUUGCCACGCAAAUAGGAGUCGGACCUGACUGGACAGCAGACGUCACGUGGGUUUCAGGCACCACAGAAAAGGCAGCCAUGAGUCGACGGAAGAUUGGAGACUUGUACAGAGCCCCCUUCCCCCUGUACACGGUUCAUUUUCAUCAAGAAACGGGAUUGAUUGUUACAGCUGGUGGGGGUGGUGCCUCUAAGACCGGUAUUAAGAAUGGAGUGCACUUUCUCAGCCUGCAGCUGGUUGAGGGGAAGCAUAGUGCCACAUUGCUGCACUCCCAUGACACAGAAACACGUGCCACCAUGAACAUGGCUGUUGGAGGCAAUGUUAUGGCUGCUGGACAGGACGGUUGCUGCUGCCUGAUGCGCUUUCAGCAGCUCUCACCCAAGGAGCUUCGCAAGGAUAACACCAAGCGGGGUGCUAGUGGUGAUAUUGAUGGCCCCAGGCGGCGAGAUGGUCAUCGGGGCAUUGGGGGAGGCAGUAGACUGGAGACCAGGAAUGAGAGUUCCCAAGUGAAGGUGGAGGUGCUGGGUGAGGUGUGCUCGGACCUGAGCCCCACUGAUGCACUACAGAAAUGUGUCAGGUUCAGCCCGGAGUGCAACCUCUUGCUGACUGGGGGUGCCGAUGGCCAUGUCCGUGUAUGGGAGUAUCCUUCUUUGAAGAAGAAACUGGAUUUCAAAGCUCAUGAAGGAGAGAUUCAAGAUUUAGACAUUAGUUCAGACAAAAAGGUUGUGACAGUGGGGCGUGAUUUUGCAUGCUGUGUCUGGAGUGAUGACCAGCUGGCCAUGGGUCUGCGCUGGCAAGACAGCCUGCCUCACAUCGCUGAAAAGACGUAUCGCUACCAGGCCUGCAGGUUUGGAAAGGUAGAGGACCUGCCAGGUGUUCUUAGACUCUACACUGUUCAGGUGCCCCACAAAAGAGAUCGCAAACCCCCCACUUGCUAUAUCACCAAAUGGGACGGACAAAACUUUUUGCCCCUCCUCACUAAACCUUGUGGUAAAGAAGUCAUCUCCUGUCUUGAGAUUAGUGACUCUGGGACAUUCCUGGGUUUGGGGACAGUAACCGGAUCAGUGGCCAUAUUUAUUGCUUUCUCACUACAGAGGCUGUAUUACGUACAGGAAGCUCACGGUAUCGUGGUGACGGACUUAGCCUUCCUCCCAGAAGUGGUGCAGGGCAAGAAUUUCCUGGGAGACAAUGAAGUAGCUAUGCUAAGUGUGGCGGUAGACAGCCGCUGUCAGAUGCACAUCAUUCCAAAUCGCAGGUCCUUUCCUAUAUGGCUGGUGCUGCUACUGUGUGGCCUCCUCAUCGUGGCUGUGGUCUUCCUCCUGCAGCAGGUCUUCCCAGGGUUCAUUUAGCCUGAGUGGGCUCCACAUCCAGUGCAUCCAGGACCCAAGGAUGCUGCCUCUUCAUGGAUGAUGCUUGAGCAACAACAUGCAAUUAUUUAAAGUAAUCCUAUAAAUCAGAAUAAUGGAAGGUAGUUAUAGAAAUAGCAGGAUUCUCACUUUUUGAUACAGGUCUUUGUUCACCACUAGAAUUAUAAGCGAUUGCUGUUAAGCAGUGAGCCCAAUGGAGACAGUGAGCAGGGUCACCAGAGGGUGGUGCUGGAGAGACCUAGAGCAAGUUCACAUCUGCUUUCUUGUACAGAUGUCCCAUAGAUGAGCUGGAGAGCAAUCUUUCCUCUUUUCUAUACUUGUGCUUAACCUUCCCUCCCCCCCAAACUGAUGUUGCAUAUAUCACAGGUGUGUUUGUUAAAAAAAAUGUGCAGUAUGUUUGUCUGGGGUUUGUAAUUGAAAGUAUUAUACAUUUUAUUUUGACUGUGUCUCCUCUGUGCUUUGAUGCUGUAGUGUUCUCCCUGGGUGUUUCCUGGGUCACACACCAAGUGCUCUUAAUGUAUUAAAGCAAACUUAUUUUAAAGCUUGCAUUUGUAGCAUGGACACCGGCUUUUCCUUAGUAUUGUAUGAUCUAAAUUCAGAAUUCAUAAAUAUGAAAUAUAAACAUACGGUAUCAUUAAUGAGACAUACCAGCAAAAUCCCAUCAUUUUGUUGCAUGACAUUUUGCACCACUGUCUGCCACUGAGCUAAAAAGCUAAUAGAUUGUGUCACCUCGCUUCUGUGUUGCUUUGGACAAAAGCAGCUGCUGAAUAUAUAAAAUGUAAAUGUUUGAAUGCCACACAUGAGCAUCCUAUAAAACUUCAGAAAUGAAUGGAAUGACUCUACUGCCAUGUACCUUUCAGUUUCUGUAGAAGAAAGACAACAUUUUGUGAAUGAACCAGUUGGGAAUUUCUACAAAUUCAUACUACAAUUGAACUGUGAAAUGUUUGUAUUUUAUUGACCUUUUAAUGGCAUUUUUUUAGGACUUUUGGAUUGGUUCUAAUUGUUAUAUGAUUAUGUUGCAAAUAAUGCACAUGGGAAUGGAAUAGAGAUACUGUAGUAUAGUACCACAAAAUAAUAUAUUAAGCUACUGAAUAUUUGGAGUCUUAAAUAUUUUGAUUAGAAGGGAAGAAUUUAGAAUAUAGAUUUAUUUUCCAGUGGAAAACAUUUAACCCGAACACAAAAAUUAUGCUCAUAUGAUUUUCUAAUAUAUUUAUAUUUUUGGAAAACCUUUAAACAUCUCAUUAACCAAAAUUAAACCUUUAAAAUCCUUUGGCAUUUUUACAAAACAUUUUUUUCUCUAAGUCUUAGAUCAUGCUGCUAUUAUCUCCAAUCAGAGAGCUCAAAUGUCACAUCUUGAGUUUAGAAAGUCCAAAAACUAUUCCAAUAGCAUGUUUAACAAUAGAACUUUCAAUAGCAUGUUUUAAAAUAGUUAUUUAGAUUUUAAUAAAAUCAGGUUUAUCUGUGCUCUCCCGCCUUGGAGGUCUUUCCCAUUAAAGUGUGAAUCCAUUUUGGAAUGCUUUGAUACAAGCCUUGAGUGACUGUGCAGCGGGAUACUGGUCUGUUGAAGAAUAAAAGGCUCCCUUUAUUUGGAAAAAGGGACAAGGAAAUGUACUUUAGGUCCUCCUGUAAUAUUUAGAUGGGGUUAUUAGGAAAUAAGAUUGACAUCAGAUCGUGUCCCUUUUUUCCCUCUAUUUCCAGUCCAAGCUUAGCACUCUAUGCAGCAGCUCUGUGCAUCAGUGUUGGAUACAGGUGGGUUCUUAGCAGCAGUCCUGCCAUAGGCUAGAGCUUGGUGAAGCUCAUGAAUGCACAGAGUUGCUCAUUCAGUUCUAAACCAAAUUUUUCUGGUGUUUUGCAAGUUAAAUAUCCAUCAGUUCCUGUAUGUGACCUUUUAACUGCGACUGCUGUUCCUAUUUAGAUGUAAUUUUUGUUGGCAGAUGUGGCCUGACUGUUUCACUUGACUUAUUAAAAGAUUAUUGUGUCA